UGAAUCUUCACGUUGCCUCCAUUUUGCUCUCAUGUGUAUAGGUGCGUGCGCAGUGUCGGUGUUAACUGGAGAGACAACAAGACCGAAAAGCGGAGACACUGAGAUAUUUCUUCAGAAAUGGACGGCAUCAGUGAUGUUGCAGUUGGCGUGAAGAGAGGAUCAGACGAGCUGAGUAUGUACAACAGUCCCAACUCUGGCAUGAGCAGUAUCAGUGAUGGGGCUUCCAAUGGCAGUGACAGCAAAAAGCUGAGGGUGGAGGAGGCUCCACCAUCCCGUGUGCUCCACAUCAGAAAACUGCCCAACGAGGCCUCAGAGACGGAAGUCAUCGCCCUCGGUUUGCCGUUUGGCAAAGUCACCAAUAUUCUCACACUGAAGGGGAAGAACCAGGCGUUCUUGGAGAUGGGUACAGAAGAGGCGGCCAUCACUAUGGUUAACUACUACACAACUGUAACUCCUCAUGUCCGCAAUGUCCCUGUUUUUAUUCAGUACUCAAACCACAAGGAGCUGAAAACUGAUUCUGGCAAUCAGCGGACCCAGGCGGUGCUUCAGGCAGUGUCGGCAGUCCAAUCUGGAGGGUCACCAAGCUCAGAUGUGCAGGAGGCUCUUGCUGCAGCCUCCAGUCCUGUCCUGCGAAUCAUCAUUGACAACAUGUUCUACCCAGUGACGCUGGAUGUACUGCAACAGAUUUUCUCUAAAUUUGGCACAGUCAUGAAGAUAAUCACAUUCACAAAGAACAAUCAGUUCCAGGCGCUUCUGCAAUUUAGUGAUCCUGUUAAUGCACAGCAGGCCAAACUGGCACUCGAUGGUCAGAACAUCUACAAUUCCUGUUGCACACUGCGUAUUGACUUCUCCAAGCUGGUCAACCUAAAUGUCAAGUACAACAACGAUAAGAGUCGUGACUACACGCGACCUGAACUGCCUGCUGGUGACGGCCAGCCAAGCAUCGACUCAUCAGUGGCUGCUGCCUUCAGCAAAGACUCAAACUCCCUCCUCGGUAAGAUCCCAGGUGCCCUGAACCCCCUCAGUGCUGCAGCAGCAGCUGCUGCUGCUGCAGGGAGGGUGGCCUUAGGUGGACAUACGGGGUCCGGUGGUGUUCUGUUGGUCAGCAACCUCAAUGAGGAGAUGGUUACGCCCCAAAGUCUGUUUACCCUCUUCGGAGUUUAUGGCGAUGUCCAGAGGGUGAAAAUUCUGUACAAUAAGAAAGACAGCGCUCUCAUUCAGAUGUCAGACGCCAACCAGGCCCAGCUAGCAAUGAGCCACUUGAAUGGCCAAAAGAUGUACGGGAAGAUCAUUCGGGUCACGCUGUCCAAGCACCAGACAGUGGCGCUGCCUCGUGACGGCCUGGACGAUCAGGGCCUGACCAAGGACUUUGCAAACUCCCCACUGCAUCGCUUCAAGAAACCUGGCUCCAAGAACUUCCAGAACAUCUUUCCGCCAUCUGCCACGCUCCACCUCUCCAACGUCCCACAAGAUGUGACGGAAGAAGAUCUGCGGCUGCUCUUCUCCAAUGCUGGAGGCACUGUGAAAGCAUUCAAGUUUUUCCAGGAUCGUAAAAUGGCUCUGAUCCAGAUGUCAACAGUGGAGGAGGCCAUCCAGGCUUUAAUAGACCUUCACAACUACAACAUGGGAGGCAACCAGCACCUGAGAGUCUCCUUCUCCAAGUCCACCAUUUAAAAAAAAAACCUGAUCCACAAACUCCUGACAGUACCGGGCGUGUACUGUUGGGAGCUGGCUGUCAGCAGCCUUUCAGACUGUCUGGACACUGUGGGGCACAUUGAUUGAGUCAGUUUUGUUGUUCAGAUUUUGUUGAUCCUGUCAUUCCUUGAGACUCCAACCUUUGACUUGCAUCCUUUUUUAAAAAAGAGAACAAUUGAGUACAUUGCAAACACUGGAUCUCCCAGCGUUUCUUUACUGUACCUCCUGUAUUUUUAUGUCUAGCAAAAGAUUGAAUAUGAUUGAUUGUCCCCAAUAUGAUAGUUUGAUGUACACCAGUGUUUUUAUUCUUGAUUUAGUUGAACAGAUACAGUAAUGUGCCUUAAUCGACAUUAUCAACAGUUUCUACAGCUGGACAUGUUCAUUAACGAUCCUCCUAUGCUUUGAGGCACAUUGGUACUUGAUAUUUUUGAAGGUUGGUAAGAAUGCAAACUAUUUUGUCAUCCUCUAGACUUACUUACGUUUUUAAAGGCUCUGCCGCAGACCAGGCGUAGCUCUUUGGUUUUGUUCCAGGUUUUUCCUUUUUCAGUUUUGCGUUGGAAAAAGAUAUUCUUAUGGCAACAUGUUUGACUCUGUACAACGUCCUGUUUCAGGCAGUUUAACUUGAAUUCCAUUUUUCCACUAGUAUUUUCAGUUCAAGAUUGUUUUUCCAGUUUUGAAGUCACAUCGCGUCACACAUCGUAAUGUGGCUCAUGGCUAAAGUAUUUCUUUGUCCGUGUUUUUGGAGCCUCCAGGGCUUUUUUUCCCCAUAGCAGUGAGGUGUUUGUCAGUGACAAUGGUUUUCUAAGCAUGAAUAGUUAUGAUAGGAUCUUACAUCAGACAGUGUUGCAUGCUGUGGGAGCAGUUAGAAGAUGAAUCCACUGUGAUUUCAUUGUCAUGUGACAGUAUACUCGAGAGGGCUACUCAGUUGGACCAAAGUUUCUGUGCCUUUAGAGUUUCUUUAAAUUUCAUGAAAGCAUUUGAAAACACAGAAAUAUUUAGAGUUGACUUUGUCCCUCUUUUUGAAAUACCCAACGGGACCUCUUUGGCUGGUGUUUGCUCAGAAAAAAAAUACUUAUGUAUAUUAUUUCUCCCAGAUCCAGUUUUAUACAAUACAAAAUGUAAGGUUUUGGUAUAGUUUUGAAGAGGCACAAUUAAAGGAUGAAUUAUUUUCUAACAAGGAGAGGUGCGACUUGGUUUUCUGCUUUUUUUGAGUUUUCCCUCUCAUGGUCUCUCUCGUGUAUUCUGCAUUACGUCUGUAGCAUGCCUAAUAAAACUAUUCUGUAGCUCUGCAA
This is a messenger RNA of Labrus mixtus (cuckoo wrasse), 2987 nucleotides long. RefSeq names its product polypyrimidine tract-binding protein 2-like. The record is from RefSeq and is a predicted model, not a curated record. Bases 118 to 1674 code for a protein of 518 amino acids. Gene Ontology annotation, biological process: mRNA processing; regulation of RNA splicing. The transcript has 14 exons. Gene Ontology annotation, molecular function: mRNA binding. NCBI's taxonomy places the organism in Eukaryota, Metazoa, Chordata, Actinopteri, Labriformes, Labridae. Gene Ontology annotation, cellular component: nucleus.